Messenger RNA from Vigna angularis (adzuki bean), 1529 nucleotides. RefSeq names its product zinc-finger homeodomain protein 9. Gene Ontology annotation, molecular function: transcription cis-regulatory region binding; DNA-binding transcription factor activity. Gene Ontology annotation, biological process: regulation of DNA-templated transcription; regulation of developmental process. The transcript has a single exon. Gene Ontology annotation, cellular component: nucleus. Lineage: Eukaryota; Viridiplantae; Streptophyta; Magnoliopsida; Fabales; Fabaceae. The coding region runs from base 358 to 1329 and encodes 323 amino acids. The record is from RefSeq and is a predicted model, not a curated record.
AUAACCCAAUCCCAAACCCAGAUUUUUAUUAUCAACACUCAUCUCAUCACUCUCUCAACUCAACUCAACUCAACUCAACAACACCAUCAUCGACACUCCUCUUUCUCCUCCCUCCUCCAACCCCCCCGGCCCCUUCCUUUUUCUCUCUUUCCAUUUUCUUCCUAUUUUUUUUCUCCCGUAUACAACAGUGCCACCCACUACCGCCACCUCCACCACCUCCACCACCAUACUUCCAUUCCUGCAACUGUGACAUCUCAUACUUCCAUCUAAUCUCCACCAAAAAACCUAACCCUAAAAAGCAAACCUUUUUUGGUUUUUUAAAUAUUGUUACUUUCACUCACCCUAGAUGUUAGAGCCAUGGACAUAACCCCAACAACAACCAUAAACAACACCACUCCCAGUGCAACAACAAAAUCCCCAGAACAUGACACCGAAACACCCACCAGGAUCAACACCCCCACCGCAACCAAGGCCUUGUCUUUCUCCAACGGGGUCCUCAAGCGACACCAUCACCACCACCACCACCCCAUCCCCGCCGCCGUCACCUACAAGGAAUGCCUCAAAAACCACGCCGCCAACUUGGGUGGGCACGCUUUAGAUGGAUGCGGCGAGUUCAUGCCGUCCCCCACAGCCACUGCCGCCGACCCCAGCUCCAUUAAAUGCGCAGCAUGCGGCUGCCACCGCAACUUCCACCGCCGCGAGCCAGAUGAGCCGCCCAUCGCAUCCACCACGCAUGUGAUCGAGUACCAGCCGCACCAUCGCCACCACCCUCCGCCUCCGUUCCAGGCAGCGGGGGCGAAUCGAAGUCCGAAUUCUGCAUCCCCGCCGCCGAUCUCCUCCUCUUACUACCCCUCCGCUCCGCACAUGCUCCUUGCCCUUUCCGCCGGGCUCGCCGCUCCGCCUGAGAGCACGGCCGCACCCUCCGCGCUCACCAGAAAGCGCUUUAGAACCAAGUUCAGCCAGGAGCAGAAGGAGAAGAUGCACAAGUUCGCUGAGAAAGUAGGGUGGAAGAUGCAGAAGAGAGACGAAGAUUUGAUUCACGAGUUUUGCAACGAGAUUGGCGUGGAUAGAAGCGUUCUCAAGGUUUGGAUGCACAACAACAAAAACACCUUGGCCAAAAAAGAUAAUAAUGUUAAUAUUACUAGCAAUGAUAAUAUUACUAAUAAUAUUAAUGAUAAUGAUGCAAAUGGGGGUGUCAAGGGUUUUGAAGAAGACCCUAAUAGCAACAUCGGUGGUGGUGCUGAAGAUCACAGUGAGGAUCCGAGUCGCAAUCACUUUGGUGGGUUGAACGUUGGUGCUAAUGCUAACGGGUCUUCUUCUACUUCUUGAUCUGUGAGGGGGUGAAGAAUAAUGUGUUAGAUAGGUUAAUGAUCACGAUGCUGUUGUUGAUGAUGUUACUACCAGUUAAUUAAUUAGUGGUUUAAUUUCCUUUUUUUAAAUAUUGUUGAUGAGACGAUGAUGAUCAAGCACCUUAAUGGGAGAGAAUGAUAUAUCCAGAAGGGAAUUUAUUUUGCUUUCUAAGCUUUUAA